Molecule: messenger RNA, 2170 nt
Organism: Xenopus tropicalis (tropical clawed frog)
Lineage: Eukaryota; Metazoa; Chordata; Amphibia; Anura; Pipidae
Gene: lrriq3
Product: leucine-rich repeats and IQ motif containing 3
Exons: 9
Coding region: 110-2110 (666 amino acids)
Source: RefSeq, a predicted model, not a curated record
GUAACACAUAGAACCGCUCCCUUUCUACUAAAGUGAGCAGCAACAGCAUUACUGCGAGCCGAGCAGACUGUCACAGCGCUAUGGUGGAAGGAAGAAUAUACAGGACAUCAUGGAAGUGAGCUACCUUUUAUCAGCAUCAGAAACAAUUUUUCUUAAACAUGGCGUUUCUUUUAAUAACUGCCCAGCAAUGGAGCUCAAUGAAGUUGCUCUUCUACACGCAAAUAAGCAGCUUUUGAAAGAAAUAAAUAUUAUACAAUAUUGCAUAUCACUCAAAAUCUGUAUCCUAAGCAACAAUUACAUUACAGAUAUCGAUGCCCUCCGAAGAUGCUGUCAUAUUAUUAAAUUGGAUUUACAUGGAAAUCAGAUAAAAAAUCUCCCAGAUCAGGGGUUUUGGAGUAAUAUAAAAGGACUAAAACUCCUUUAUCUACAUGACAACCAAAUUGGAAGUUUAAAGACUGUUGAAAAAUUGUCUGCCUGCCCUAACCUAAAAGGUCUAACUUUGUAUGAUACACCUUUAAGCCUGCAUAAACACUACAGGCAUACUGUGGUCAACAGUAUAUGGUCACUUAAUGCCCUGGAUGAAUAUGCUAUUUCAGAUGAGGAAAUUGUGGAAGACUGGUCCCUUCCAGGCAGGUUCAAAGCAUUAUCCCCUCAUUUUUAUGUGAAUAUGUUGCCUCUCCCUAAAAAGGAGAUUUGCUUCCAGAGUGAAAUACAAUCUGUAACAGGCAUUCUUGCAAAGAUCAACCAUAUUCUAGCUCACCAUUCUCCAGUGCUAAUUCUUCAGAAAAAUAUAAGAGGCUAUUUAGCACGAAAGGAACUUGGCCUUAUUUCUCACCUGAAAAGGCAACGAGAAGAAAUACAUAGCUUUCAUGGACCAAGGAAAGAGGAUAUUAGUAAUGCUCAGAAUAUAAAAAUCCUGACAUAUAACUUUCCUACACUUUCCUUUUGCAGGGAUGACAAAAAGCUACCUAAAAUAAAAAAGGUGAUGAAACCAGGUGACUGCACACCUGUCAAUGGAAAAGUGGUGCAUAUAAAUGUAGAUCUAAGAAAAUUACAUAAGGAUGCCUUUGGGGUGCUGCCCGAAAUAGACACAUUUUAUGGAGCAGAGAAUGAAAAACAAAACCAUGUACCUUCUACAGAUACAGAGUUAAUAAAGGGCACCAAAACACAUAACGAAGUCAGUUUAAACCUGUGCCAUGAAAGAGGUCAGACAGAGGAAAGCCUAGCAACAGAGGGCCAUAAUCAAUUCAGACUAUUUGGAAUGAAAGCCAUUGUCCAUAAGACAGACCUUUUUAAAGAAAAGCUCAUAUCUCAUGAAGAAUCAGCAAAAGAUAUGCGUCAAUCGAUUCAACGACUUCAUUCAAUUCUUCCAACUAAUCCAGAUCCAGUGUGUCACAUACAGAAUCCGUUGGAAAGUAAAGCUUUUCAGGAAACAAGGUGCUCUUUGAACCUGAUACCAUUAUGGGCUGUAGACAAGGCUUUUGAAAACAGGUUAAAAUGUGACAAUCAUGUUCAAAAAAGGAAUUUGGUUAGGCAGAUGUGUGUUUGUAAAAAGCAGGCAACUGCUAAUAUUGAGGAUUUUCUACAAGAGAAACAAAGGCACUCUAUGGAACAAAAUGAAAAAGACAGCACUCAAAUACAGCAACGUAAACAACAGAAUCAGCUGACUAAAUUCAACUUUAUUGGAAAAGUAAGGCAGAAUUACAAUGAAUUCAUUCAAGAAAAGGAGCAGAAAGCAUCUGAGCAUUCAUUUGUACAAGAAUUUAACACAAGACACACAUCUGUAACCAAAACUCUGCAAAGACAUGACAGAGUGCUGAAAUGUGACAAAGAAAUACAAGAGAAGAUCCGAGUUCUGCAGGAUGUUAAAGAAAAAAGGGACACGCAGAAGAUGUUAAACAAAACACUCAAAGAGCAAAGGACUCUUAUCCUUCAAGAAGAAAAUUCUUCAGAAAAGGUAGCCCUAGCCUGUCGUAAUCAUCAGAAAUCCAGCACCAGAUUACUUGAAGCCCAGACUCAUGUAAAGACGUUGAAGGAACGGCCGGUUUUUGCAGAACCUAUGGUCACAAUACCUGUUGAUCAAUCUGUUUGCCAAAAAAAUGCAUGUUGAUAAUUAUAAUAUUAAAAUCUAAUAUUAUAAUAUUAAAUUUGUUUACACUUUAAAAACACA